GUUGAAAAUUUCCUUCCUGUUAAUUUUAACUAAUAGCAUGAUGCCAAUGAGUGGGAUGAUGCCACCUACCCAUGGAAUGCCCCCAAUGAUGCCAGGCAUGCCACCAGGAUUACCUCCUCACAUGGGUCAUCACCCUGGCAUACUCCACAUGGCUCAGGCCCCUCCUACUACCACCCGGCCAGCUGUGCCUGCCACCACAGUAUCCACGCCACAGCCGAGUGUCUCCAAGCCACUAUUUCCCAGUGCAGGACAGGUCCAGCAGGCUGGUUCUGGUGUAGCGGUGAGCUCCUCUGCACCACCUUCUGCUGCUCCCAAACCAACAUUCCCAGCUUACACCCAGUCCUCCGCCACUGCUGCGGCCAACACGAGCAGCACUGUGGCCAAACCGGGCACCCCAGUCACAAGUAAGCCUGCCACCCUCACCACCACCAGUGCAACCAGUAAGUUGAUCCACCCUGAUGAAGAUAUAUCACUGGAGGAGUUGCGAGCACAGCUGCCUCGCUACCAGUGUAAAAUCCCUAGUGCAGGACAGACCCACGUAACUUCCCCUCCAGUUGCACCAAUGGGAGGUGUGUUGCCCCCUCAGCAGGGCAUUCCUGUACAACAGCCAGGUGUUAGGCAUCCCAUGCAAGGGCCAUAUGGUGCUCCGCCGCAGGGAGUGCCUGGGUACGUCGCAGGAGGAAUGCCUCCUUACGGUCAAGCCCCACCCAUGGUCCCUCCCUUCCAGGCCGCUCCCCCUCGGCCCGCCAUUGGCAUGAGACCCCCUGUAAUGUCUCCUGGAGGCCGAUAUUGAAGCGUCACUACUGGUCUUCAUUAGGUUUGGUGAUUCAACCAUUUUACCAUCUAGUGGCGUGCUUUACAAUCCAGAUCAGUAACCGUAACCCUUCUUGCAAUGAGGAGAUGGAGUAAUCAAACUGUAUAGCGCAUGGGACAUUUAAUUUUGUCAAGUCUAUUAUUUGGACCUACCCUUUGUUGCAGAUCAUGCAGUGUGGCUUUUUUCUCAUGUUUUGUUUAGGUUUUUAGAAGUGAAGUGUAGUAAAUAUGGUUCGUAUUAAUUUGAAGCGGCUGGAGUUUCGUACAGCACCUUUAUCAAGGCAAGUCACUGUAAAUAUACUACUGUACUAAAAGUGUGAAGCCUUCGCAGCACCCAUAGGUGCUGUUGGGCAUCCUGUCCCCAGCGUUGCUUGGUGAGGGCUUCAGAUAGCUGUCACUGUUGGAUUUAUUUUUCUAUGUCUGCUUGUCUACAAUUACAGUGUUCUCUCUGUAGGGCCAAUAACAAAAGGACUCCUGUGAAUGCUAUCUGUACUGUUCCACUAUGAAUUGUAAUAAACUAUUGAAAUCUAACGGCUGUUUUUUCAUUAGCAAGUAAAGGACAACCUCACAAGGUUUGUACUACAAAUGAUCCACACGAUGGCUGUUAUUUGUAUGAAAGCUGUGUUUGCAGUGUGCUGGAAUGUGUUUGUGGGUGAGAGGAAAACUGAAGCAUUUGCAUCCACGUUCCUUUCAUAUUAAAGUUUGGAUUUAAAGGGGUCAAAUAAUGAGCAAUCAAGUUUUCCUUGAUCUUUUAAGGUAAAUUAGUUUUGUACCAUGUCAAUUUGAUGUAACUGUUACAAUUCAAAUCAUCCUCCUCAGUCCAAAAAGACCGCCACGAUAACAUCUCACAACUUCUGACAUCAGUGAACAACAGACAAACUAACAAUAGAAAACUGGCUGAAGGUCCCCGAUUAUUUUAGUCUGAUCCUAAUAGUUUGUUCUGCAACAGAAAGUGACAAGGCGAUAAAUGGAAAAAACUAAUUACGACUAUUUUCGAUGGGAAAAAAUAAUGUAGUGAACAUCGGAAGUAAAUGUAUGAUGACCCCUUUAAAUUUUCAGCUUCUUAUGCAAGGACAUAUGGCUGCUAGAUAAAAAGAAAAACAACCAUUCAGAUAGCAGUCUUCCUGAAAAUCACAGUCUUCUGAGAGGGAUUGAAAUAACGCUUGUGAACCUGAGAAUCAUUUAUGUACAGGCUACAGCUCAUUACUUGUGAUUUUCAGGAAGAGGCAGGUAAGAAAGUGACUGUAGUUCACUGUGGUUGUUGUCCUAAACUGAGGAUUUCUCUUCUCC
Messenger RNA from Sinocyclocheilus rhinocerous, 2103 nucleotides. RefSeq names its product BUB3-interacting and GLEBS motif-containing protein ZNF207-like. Gene Ontology annotation, molecular function: microtubule binding. Gene Ontology annotation, biological process: attachment of spindle microtubules to kinetochore; mitotic spindle assembly checkpoint signaling; mitotic spindle assembly. Bases 38 to 793 code for a protein of 251 amino acids. Gene Ontology annotation, cellular component: kinetochore; nucleus; spindle matrix. The record is from RefSeq and is a predicted model, not a curated record. The transcript is spliced from 5 exons. NCBI's taxonomy places the organism in Eukaryota, Metazoa, Chordata, Actinopteri, Cypriniformes, Cyprinidae.